AUGGCGCUGCGCGAAGAGAUGGAGAAGGCGAGACGCGCGGGAGUUGCGCACGCGAUGCAUGCGCGCAGACUGGGGGCGGACGGCUGCGCUGACGUGGCGAUAGCGCGGACGGGACGGAUGACUGUGCGGACGGGGAAUGCGCGGACGGGGCUGGCGGGAGAGACUUGUUGCGAUACGGAGGGCAAGAAGAAAUUGCUGGAUGGGUGGAGGAUGAAUUCGACGCAGCCGGGAGAAAGGAGUUCGGAGGAUUCGGUUUCGCCCACGUUACCACCAAAUCUCGGCCUCGCAACUAUGGCUGCCGUGCGCUGCCGUUCCGCCGUUUCUCGCGGCGUGUGUGCGUCCGCGUCGCUGUUCGAUUCCCAGCUAUCACAGCGCAUCGCGAGCAUUCUUUGCUCCUCUUCCGAUCUUCCGCUCUCCGUCUCCUCGCCUCAUUCCGAGCCGCUGCGUGUGACGGGGCCUGCCGCUGGCCUCUCGCGCUUCCAUUCGUCUUCUUUUAUCGGCGCAGAUCCAAACGCAGGUUCCACCCCUUCGUCGCCAGCCGUCGCAGGCGACGUCGCACAGUCACCACUUCUGCCGCGUCUGCGAUCAUGGUUCGCAGCGCCCGACCUCACUCCGCCGCCGUUCGCGGGCCCUGCGGGCGGAUCUGAGGCGGGGAGCGGAGCGGACGGAGAGGCACGGGGGGACGCGCAAGGGCGGGGGGAAGCGCGGAUGUACGGAGGCGGCGCGCGGGGCGACGGGGAUCAGCGGGUGUACGGGCGGGACCCGCGGGGGUAUGGGCGGAACUUCCGCCCGCGCCCGCCUGUGGCGCGGCCGAAGUUGGAUCUUCUGGAGAAGUACAUGCACCCGUCGCUGAUGUCAGCGGAGGAGCGGCGGCAGGAGGAGCUGCGGGGAGUGAGGGAGCGGUUCAGAGUGCACGAGGGGGACACAGGGUCGAGUGAAGUGCAGAUUGCUCUGCUCACCUCGCGCAUUGCCUACAUGGCCAACCACCUCCAAACUCACAAGAAGGACCUGCACUCACGGCGGGGUCUGGAUGGAAUGCUGGCGCGGCGGCGCAAGCUGCUCAAGUACCUGCGGAGGAAGAACUGGGACUCGUACUGCCAUGUCAUUGCGGAGCUGGGGCUGCGAGACAGAGUGGACCUGCAAUCUUAG
Molecule: messenger RNA, 1149 nt
Organism: Closterium sp. Yama58-4
Lineage: Eukaryota; Viridiplantae; Streptophyta; Zygnematophyceae; Desmidiales; Closteriaceae
Source: the annotation of a GenBank genome assembly